This is a messenger RNA of Balearica regulorum gibbericeps (East African grey crowned-crane), 2013 nucleotides long. Lineage: Eukaryota; Metazoa; Chordata; Aves; Gruiformes; Gruidae. The record is from RefSeq and is a predicted model, not a curated record.
AUGGGCAGCAUCAUUGGAACCAUGGGGUGCAGCAGUUCUGUAACUGACAGGAGGUCAGAGAAAGUCAUUAGAGCUGCUAUCCUCAUCCAGAAUUGGUACCGCUUUACAAUGGCCCGACUGGAGAUGAGACGCCGCUAUUCUCUGAGUAUCUUUCAGUCAAUCGAAUAUGCUGAUGAGCAAGAUCAACUACAGCUAUCCAACUUUUUUACAUUCAUGCUGGAUCACUGUACUCAUCCUGAUUCAGUUUCUCACAUUUUCACUGGCCCUAGUGUUUCUCAGGUGGUGGAUGAAGGCUUAUAUUUAACAGAAUUUGAAAAGAAGAUCGAUGUUCCAGACUCCUAUUAUGGACCACGACUCUCAUUCCCCCUUACUGUUGAAGAUGCCAAUGCUCUCCUUCAUGCUUUCAGGAAUGAACAGCUGCUUCAUGCCCGCUAUGUACUGCAGCUACUAUCUGAAACUAGGAAGGUUCUCAAAGAGAUGCCAAAUAUCACCCAUCUUUCAACUUCCUACUCCAAGGAGAUAACUGUCUGUGGAGAUUUACAUGGAAACCUGGAUGAUCUUUUGCUGAUAUUCUAUAAGAAUGGUCUGCCUUCAGAACAAAACCGUUACGUCUUCAAUGGUGAUUUUGUUGACAGAGGGAAAAAUUCUAUGGAAAUACUUAUAAUCCUGUUUGCAUUUCUUCUUAUCUACCCCAAUGAUUUACACUUGAAUAGAGGAAACCACGAAGACUACAUCAUGAACCUGAGAUAUGGCUUCACGAAAGAAGUUUCAAAGAAGUACAAGGACCAUGGGAAACAGAUUUUGUAUCUUCUGCGAGAUGUUUUUAGCUGGCUUCCUCUCGCCACUAUAGUUGAUAGCAAAGUUCUUAUUCUACACGGAGGGAUUUCAGACACCACAGAUUUGGAUUUCCUGAAUGCACUUGAGAGAAGUAAGUUGAAAUCUUUGAUGAGGCCACCAAAGUCAGUGAGAGACAGACAGGACCAAAUGAAGGAGAGAAUUCCCACAACCAGACCCAGUAAAUACAUUGCUGACCACAGUGUUGCAGGGAAAACACACCGCAUCUCUUCAUCGGGUUCCACUGAGCCUUCAGGCUCGAAUUUGGCGCCAGACCCUGCCUUGAAGGAAUGGAAACAAAUCCUUGAUAUUCUCUGGAGUGAUCCAAGAAGCCAAAAUGGCUGUACACCAAACAAGUGUCGAGGAGGUGGUUGUUACUUUGGUCCUGAUGUCACUGCCAAGCUGUUUGAAAGGUAUAAUCUGAAGAUGCUCAUCAGGUCUCAUGAAUUUAAGCCAGAAGGUUAUGAGAUCAGUCAUGAUGGGAAGGUUAUCACUAUAUUUUCUGCCUCUAACUAUUACGAAGAGGGGAGCAACCGGGGAGCAUACAUCAAACUGAAUCCUGAACUGAUUCCUCGGUUUGUCCAGUAUCGAGUCAGCAAGUACACACGCAGGCAGAAUCUUCGGGAGAGGGUGGGUACAAUUGAAUCAUCUGCCUUAAAGUCCUUACGAGAGAAGAUUUAUGCUCACAGGUCUGAACUCACCACUGCGUUUGCACAGUAUGACCUCAAUGGCACAGGCAAGAUUUCUGUCAAUGACUGGGCUGCAGCCAUGGAGUCUGUCCUACAGCUGGAACUGCCCUGGAGGAUGCUGCGGUCUCAGUUAGCACAGAUGAACCCAGAUGGAGAAGUUGACUUCAUGUCAUGUUUUUACGAUUUGAAAAUAGGUCAACCUGUAAAAGAGGUUCAGCCAGCUUUGGUGGAAACACUGUGCAGGUACAGAAAGGAUCUGGAGAUCAUCUUUAACAUCAUUGACAAAGAUCACUCAGGGCUGAUUUCUCUGGAGGAGUUCAGCCAGACAUGGAAACUCUUCACUUCUCACCUGGGCAUCGAUGUAUACGAUGAAUCCCUCGACAAGUUAGUCCUCAGCAUAGACUACAACAAAGAUGGCCACAUUGACUUCAGUGAAUUUUUAGAGGCCUUUCACGUGGUCCACAGGCUGGAGAAAAAGGCACACUCCUAA